Messenger RNA from Aspergillus niger, 1968 nucleotides. RefSeq lists its product as uncharacterized. Gene Ontology annotation, molecular function: zinc ion binding; DNA-binding transcription factor activity, RNA polymerase II-specific; transcription cis-regulatory region binding. Lineage: Eukaryota; Fungi; Ascomycota; Eurotiomycetes; Eurotiales; Aspergillaceae. Gene Ontology annotation, biological process: regulation of DNA-templated transcription. Gene Ontology annotation, cellular component: nucleus. Bases 1 to 1968 code for a protein of 655 amino acids. The record is from RefSeq and is a predicted model, not a curated record. The transcript is spliced from 7 exons.
AUGGCUGGGGUCUACAGGGCCCCAUUUCAUCCCAGCUACCUUCUUGCCGUCUCCUCGGCCUGCGCACGGAACUCCACUCCCUCGGUGACGCGAAAAUCUCCAGCUGUGAUGGCUCACUUGGUCCAGAGUGAGCUUUCCCGUCCCAGGGGCCGGUAUUCUAACGGCUCAGUAAGGACAUGUCAGAACUGUGCCAGAGCAAAGAUACGGUGCAAUCGCCACGGGGCUACGGGGAGUUGCGAACGAUGCGAACGGCUGGGGAAAGAGUGUCAUUUCCCAGAAACCCGAAGCACAAAUGGAGGGACCAAGAGAGAGAGCAAGGACAGGUUAGUUGCGAGCCACGGACAAGUAGGUCGCCUUUUAACCAAGCAUAGGAGGAUCGAUCUACUCGAAGCCAAAGUCGAUCAGCUGCUAGCGACGUCGGUAUCUCCAAGCCUGAGGGGUAACAGCACGGCCAAUGGGAGCCCUGCAAGCACUGUUUCGCAGUCCAAGGAUGCCAUUGACAAAGGCUUGCUUACCGUGGAGGCCGCCAACAUGCUGCUUAAUGAAUUUCGGACGACACUAAUGCCUCACUGUCCAUUCGUAGUCGUCCCACCACAGACCUCUGCCGAAAGCCUAAGGAAAGACAAGCCGUUUCUCUUCCUUACUAUCUUGACGGCUACUCUGUAUGACAACAUGCCUCUGCAGCGUAUGCUCGAAAAAGAGGUGAAGAAGAAGGUUAGCGACUGCAUGAUUUACGAUGGACCCAUCUCAUUCGAGGUGCUGCAAGGGCUGCUAGUCCACAUUGCAUGGUGUCAAUAUCAUUCACGGCCACGCCGGUUCUCUCAAUAUCUACACCUUGCGAUCAGCAUUAUCACGGACCUGCAACUGGACCGUGCGCAUGAGUAUCGACUCUGGAGGACUCGAGUGAACUUUAAUCCUGAAGAACACAAAGAGUCGGUAUCUUGGGGGCACGAUGAAAGACGGGCCGUCCUCGGUAUCUUUUAUUUCGCAUCGAGCGUUUCGCAGAUCCUCCACAAACAAUGCACCUUUCCGUAUAUGCCUUACUUUGAUGACUGCUGCAAGCUUCUGGCCACAGAUGCCGAGUAUGCCUCCGACCAGCACCUGCUUCAUAUAGUACAACUUCAACGAUUAUCGGAGAGGAUUACUUUUAUUUCAUCACAGAACAUUCUAGGGACCCACGGCCCUGGCUCAAGCAGUGAGCGUUCGUUUCGUGAGAUGAAACUGGAGCUGGAGCAAUAUCGGGCUAGCCUACCCUGUCCGUUGAAUGAAAACAAUAUCCUUUACAUGCAAUACUAUACUGCUGAACUGUAUCUCUGCCAGAUCAGCUUGUUCGAUCAUAAACCCAGUACACAAAGCCCGCGGCGUGAAGUCCCAUUUCAAAUUGAGGCCCUACGUAUGGGUCUCAUUGCGGCCAAAGCGCUACUCGAUCACUAUGUCUGCCUCCCGUUGCGCAGCGAAAUGGCGUUUAACAACGCCAUAUGGAUUCAGAUCGGCUUCGCGCUGACUCUGGCGUGCAAGCUUGUUGUAGCAGCAUCAGAGCCUUCGAUACAGCCUCACACAGCGGAGUUGUGCCGUGCGCUUGACAUAUCCAGCAUGCUCAGUCGGUGUAUCCUCCGCAUCCAGGCGCUAGUUACGUCUAGCUUGGAUGCCUCCGGUGACCGAGAUGUCUUCUACCACUAUGAACAGCGACUGAAACGAGUUCAGUGGUGGUUUGGAAACCGGAUGUUAUCAAAGAAUAAGAAUGAUUCCAUUCAACCUGCGGUGCAACCAACUGACGACAUGAGCUCAUCCACAGCUGAGAACAGUCACGUUGAAUCAUCGCAGCUGCCACUGGACGGAUUAAAUGAUUAUACGAUGAUACCCCCCGAAGUGUACGAUAUGCAAUGGCCGGGUUUCUUUCCCGACGCGACGAUUGAUGAGAUACUCGUCGACUGGAUGGAGUACACGAAGGCGUCUGAGCAGCGCUAG